AUGCUCAUCGAAUACACAUCAGACGGACGGCGCAUCCUCUGGCCUAACGACCCAGACAAACAAGCUCAGAAGAUCGUGCCGUCCAAUGUCAAAGGAGACUUCACCGCGCCUCAGCUGGCCCAUGAGGAUGGCAAGAACGGGCAGUGGUGUCCAGAGAUGAUCGAUCACCACCUCGAGAAAUCGCCCGAUCACCUCUACGCCGUCUUUCCCCUGCGAGAUGGCUCAGGAACGCAAGAGGUCACUUGGCGCGAGUUCGCUCAGGCUGCACUGAGAGCGGCUCAUCUCGUAAGCGAUGCUGUAGCCAAGCUCGACAGUCCAUUGCCGCCUGUGCUCGACGGCUACGAUGGGCCAACAGAGACGAUCUGCAUCAUGACCCGCGGCGACUCCAUCGUCACGUACGCGCUCAUGUACGGCAUCAUGAGAGCUGGCUACACCGUCUUUCCGCUCUCGCCGCGCAAUUCUGCCCAUGCACAGGAACAUCUGCUCAAGACAGUCAACUGCCGCAUCGUCCUCGUCGAGUACGAGCCUACUGAGCCUGAUUCGAUCAAAACCAACCUAGAUCGUCUCGCUGCAGGCGUCAUUGCAUCUCUCCAAGCACAAGAUCAUGCCAUCGUUGCUGUUCAUGCACCUCAUCGAGAGCUGCUCUUCGACGCUGAUGAGACACCCUCUCACCUCUCGCCUAUUACAAAGACGAGCAAUCUCUGGCUCAAUCAUAGCCCCCUCUUGCUUCAUUCAUCCGGUACCACGAGCGUGCCCAAAGUCGUUCGUCUCACCUACCGCGUCUUAGCAGACUGGCUCAGCCACUGGCGUCUACGUGAUCCAGAAGCAGGCGUGCGAUACGGCUCGGCAGGACUGCCAGUUCAGCAUACCUAUGGCGUUGCUGUCGGCAUGUGCGCCACUGCAGCUACGGGCGGUGUGCUCGCCGUCUUUGAGCCUGCUAAGCUCGGUGAAGAUCCCAUCGUACCCGAUCCGUCCAAUCUGCUCGAUGUGUUUGAGGCAACGAAUGUUCGUCUGCCCACUCUCACGCCGUCGAUUGUAGAGGGCAUGGCGAAGGAUCCUGCCUUGCUGGCUCGUCUGAAAGGCUUCAAGGCCGUCUUCUCGGGCGGCGGGCCUCUGUCUACCGAGAUCGGCGACUACCUCAAUACUCAAGGCAUCGUCGUCAUCAAUGCUUUCGGAGCUACCGAGACUGGCUUCCUGCAGUCUAUCACGCCUGCCACGGAUGGGGGCCCAGGCGAAUGGCGAUACAAUGCCUUUUCACCCCAACGUUUGCCUCGAUUGGAAGAGACUGCUGCCGGCUCAGGGAUUUACGAACUGUUUGUGCUCGAGCACGAGCGCUAUCACCCUCUCUCCGUUACUGGAUCAGAGUUCAAGAGCCCGUUCGAUGGCAGGGUGCAUCGUGCAUACCCCACAAAAGAUCUCAUGGAGCAGCACGCGACAGACCCGCUUCGAUUUGCCAUUGUCGGACGAGCGGACGAUCAGAUCAUGCUCUCUACCGGCGAGAAGAUUGCUCCUGCACCCAUUGAAGACGUGCUCAAUGCUUCGCCUUUGAUCAGUACCGCCAUCAUCUUUGGCCGCGGUCGGGAGUCUGCUGGUGUCCUCAUCGAUCCUGCCAGACCGAUUGCGCCAGAUGACAUGGAAGCUCAUGAAACGCUCAAACGAGAGUUGCGACCCGAUCUCGACAAGGCAAAUAAGAUCGCGCCUGCUCAUGCCAGGUUAUUCAUCGAGUCCAUUGUCUUUGUGCAUACUAGCAAGCCCAUCAGCGACUACCUCACCCAGAAGGGCAGCGUCAAGAAGGUCGCUCUCAUCAAGGCCUAUGAGACCGAAAUCGACGCGCUCGCCUCUUCUGCUAGUCAUGACGAUGUUGCCGCGCCAGCGGAUCUGACCCCAGCCUCUAUCCUCACCUUCGUACGAGACCUCGUCAAUACAAAGCUCAAGCCAGUGCUCAGUGUACGUGCGGACGACAACGACGACAUCUUCAACCUGGGCUGCGACUCGCUCUUUGCAAUGCGGAUCUUCUCCUCGCUGCGCUUACUGUUGCCUCGGAUCGCUGAUCGAAUGUCAAGCAACAUCGUCUUUCGCUUUCCCACGAUCGCUCGUCUGUCCGGCGAGCUGACUCGUCUGAUUUCUGGCGGCGGCGAGGACUCGUAUGCUGCUACCAAGCUCGAAGCAAUGACAGAGAUGGUCGACAAGUACACUCAGUCAUUCGCAAAUCAUGUCGUCAAUCCAGACAAUGUCAUUGCGACGACGGGCGCAGUAGUACUGCUCACCGGAUCGACAGGUGGCCUCGGUGCUUUCGCGCUGGCUCGCUUGCUGAACGAUCCUGCCGUCUGCCGCGUCUAUGCUCUCAAUCGUCGCUCGACGCGAAAGACGGUACAAGAGCGACAGCGAACUGCAUUCCUAGACGUUGGCAUCGAUGCUGCUCUCCUGUCCUCGCCCAAGCUCGCCUUACUUGCAGGCGAUCUCUCCGAGGUCUCACUCGGUCUGGCCGAUGAUGUCUAUGAUGAGAUCCGAUGCUCGCUGACGACCAUCAUCCAUAAUUCUUGGCAACUCAACUUCAGCCUCUCGCUUGCUUCCUUCGAACCUCUCGUAUGUAGCGUGCGUCGGCUUGUCGAUUUUGCGCUCGCUUCACCACGGCCUCAGCCGCCUCACUUUGUCUUUACCUCGUCCAUCGGCACGCUGAUGUCGUAUCGCUCUAGCAAAUCCGUCCCGGAAGAACGCCUGCCCGAUCUUGCAGUCUCGCUCGGAAAUGGCUAUGGCGAAUCGAAGCGAGUGGGCGAGGAAGUCCUAUUUGCCGCAUCUGAGCUGCACGGCUUGCCCGUGACGAUCCUCCGCAUUGGCCAGCUUUGCGGUGCAACGUCGAGCGGAUACUGGGCUUCGAGUGACUGGGUGCCUGCGAUUGUCAAGAGCGGCGAGAUGCUGGGCGAGCUGCCCGAUAUGGCUCAGCAAGUCGAUUGGCUCCCGAUCGAUGUGGCAGGUCGGUCGACUGCCGAAUUCGCUCUACAAUCGCGGCAAGGCGUCGCCUACCGUCAUCUUAUCCAUCAUGAGCGUUUGGCUUGGCACGAUAUCUUCGAACGCUUCUCCCAGCUUCUGGGCGCGAAGCUCGUGGACUAUCCCACUUGGCUCGAGAGACUUCGCAAGUCUGGUCAGACGAACGGCGCGGCCGACGCAGCUCAUGCUAAUCCUGCACUGAAGCUGCUGGACUUUUACACUGGCAUGGCUCUUUCGACCGGCGCCCUGACGCUCCGGCAGACAAAGACGCUCGAAGAGUCGAGCGAACUCAGAUCGGCUGCUUCGCUAACGCUCCACGAUGUGAAGCAAUGGCAUAGCUGCUGGACUCGAGCUGGUCUGCUCACACUCAUGCCUGAUCUGAUCACUCUGUAG
This is a messenger RNA of Mixia osmundae IAM 14324, 3381 nucleotides long. RefSeq lists its product as uncharacterized. The transcript is spliced from 3 exons. The record is from RefSeq and is a predicted model, not a curated record. Gene Ontology annotation, molecular function: phosphopantetheine binding. The coding region runs from base 1 to 3381 and encodes 1126 amino acids. NCBI's taxonomy places the organism in Eukaryota, Fungi, Basidiomycota, Mixiomycetes, Mixiales, Mixiaceae.